Cyprinodon variegatus (sheepshead minnow) is the source of this 1674-nucleotide messenger RNA. It is a transcript of the gene serpinh1b, whose product is annotated as serpin peptidase inhibitor, clade H (heat shock protein 47), member 1, (collagen binding protein 1). The record is from RefSeq and is a predicted model, not a curated record. Gene Ontology annotation, molecular function: serine-type endopeptidase inhibitor activity. Bases 216 to 1433 code for a protein of 405 amino acids. Lineage: Eukaryota; Metazoa; Chordata; Actinopteri; Cyprinodontiformes; Cyprinodontidae. The transcript is spliced from 8 exons. Gene Ontology annotation, biological process: collagen fibril organization; negative regulation of endopeptidase activity. Gene Ontology annotation, cellular component: endoplasmic reticulum.
CUUCCUGAGCAAACACAGACAUCCUUAUUUGAAUACCCCAUUCCCAUUUUCUAGAAAAUUCUCUCUAAGGAUAUAUAGAGCUGAGGACCGUGGUAGUGUUAUGCUACCCACCGGACGCACCCAAGAGGAGAGACCCUGCGAAUCUGUGCCAGAAUGAAAAUCGCAGACAUGAAAACAUCUAAAGUUUGCUGCCGCUGCACCCAAAACAAAACAGGAUGUGGUUGACCAGAAUCGUCGUUCUUUGUUUGCUGGCCUUGGUGGCCUCUGCAGAAGAGAAGAAGCUGAGCAGCCAUGCUAACACGCUGGCCGACAACAGCGCUAACUUGGCCUUCAGCCUGUACCACAAGAUGGCUCAGGACAAAAACACAGAUAAUAUUUUAGUUUCUCCUGUGGUUGUGGCCUCCUCUCUGGGGCUGGUUGCUCUCGGUGGCAAGUCCUCCACUGCAUCCCAAGUGAAAACUGUCCUCAGUGCUGACAAACUCAAGGAUGAACACUUGCAUGCUGGCCUGUCAGAGCUCCUCUCUGAGGUGAGCGAUGCCAAGUCCCGAAACUCCACCUGGAAGAUCAACAACCGCCUCUACGGCCCCAGCUCCGUCUCCUUCGCCGAUGACUUUGUGAAGACCAGCAAGAAGCACUACAACUACGAUCACUCCAAAAUUAACUUCAGGGACAAGAGGAGCGCGGUGAACUCCAUCAACGAGUGGGCGGCCAAAUCAACAGACGGCAAGCUGCCCGAGAUCACCAAAGAUGUGCAGAACCCCGACGGAGCCAUGAUUGUUAACGCCAUGUUUUUUAAGCCUCACUGGGAUGAGAGAUUCCAUGAAAAGAUGGUUGACAACCGCGGUUUCCUGGUUACUCGCUCCUUCACAGUUGGAGUUCCAAUGAUGCACCGCACAGGUCUCUAUGACUUCUACGAAGACAAGGAGAAUAAUCUCUACAUCCUGAACAUGCCUCUGGGCAAGAAGCAGGCUUCCAUGAUCUUUAUCAUGCCCUAUCACUUGGAGCCCCUGGAACGCCUGGAGAAACUGCUGACAAGGAAGCAGGUAGACACUUGGCUCAGCAAGAUGGAGAACAGGGCUGUGGCAAUUUCCCUCCCAAAGAUCUCAUUGGAAGUCAGCCACAACCUGCAGAAAUAUUUAGCUGAAAUGGGCCUGACUGAAGCUGUGGACAAGUCCAAGGCUGACCUGUCAAACAUCUCAGGGAAGAAGGACCUCUACCUUUCCAACGUCUUCCAUGCAUCCGCCUUGGAGCUGGACGUGGAGGGAAACCCUUACGACACCAGCAUCUUCGGCACAGAAAAGCUGAGGAACCCAAAGCUCUUCUACGUAGAUCACCCCUUUAUCUUCCUGGUGAAAGACAACAAGACCAACUCCAUCAUGUACAUUGGCAGAGUGGUUAGACCCAAGGGGGAUAAGAUGAGAGAUGAGCUAUAAUGAUAAAGUUGUGAAUUAUGUUUUGUAGAUCUAAUAUUUGUGAAAUUCUGACAGGAAACUGUAUGUUUGAGUGUGUGGAUGCGUUUUGUUUUUAUUGGUGUGACUGUUACCUCAAGAGCACAUUCCCUAAGACAAUCUGUGGACUGGAUAUUUAGGCAUUCUGGUUUUGGCAAUCUUGAACCGCGAGGCAACAAACACACAAGUGCCUUAAUAAAGAUUUAAAUUAAUCAACAUCACUUGG